AUGAAGUCAGCUAUUAGUAGAAUCACAGCCAAUGGAGCUCGUAGGUUCUCUACGGCACCAGUGCUUGCUGAAAAGAAGAAAUUGAACAAAUAUUCGGGUAUCGUUACUCAGCACAAAUCGCAAGGUGCAUCGCAAGCCAUGCUCUACGCUACUGGGUUCACUGAAGAAGAUAUGGACAGAGCCCAAGUUGGUGUUGGUUCUGUUUGGUGGUCCGGUAAUCCUUGUAACAUGCACCUUAUGGAUUUCAACGAGAGAGCUACUGAAUCUGUCAACAAGGCAGGUUUGAAAGCUAUGCAGUUCAACUCCAUUGGUGUUUCCGAUGGUAUUACCAACGGUACUGAAGGUAUGAGAUACUCCUUGCAAAGUAGAGAAAUCAUUGCUGAUUCCUUUGAGUCCAUGACUAUGGCUCAAAUGUACGAUGCUAACAUUGCCAUCCCAUCUUGUGACAAGAACAUGCCCGGUACUUUGAUGGCCAUGGGUAGACACAACAGACCAAGUAUCAUGGUUUACGGUGGUACCAUCUUACCUGGUCACCCAAGUGGAUGCGGUGGUACCUCUGGACCAAGUGCUCCAAAGCCUGAGGAUAACAUCGAUAUUAUCAGUGCUUUCCAGGCUUACGGGCAAUACUUGUCCAAGGAUAUCAAUGAAGAACAACGUAAAGAUAUUGUCAAGAACGCUUGUCCUGGAGCUGGUGCUUGUGGUGGUAUGUACACUGCUAACACCAUGGCCAGUGCUGCCGAAGUUAUGGGUAUGUCCUUGCCAUACUCCUCUUCUGCCCCUGCUGUUUCUCAAGAAAAGCGUGAUGAAUUAGCCUCUGUAGGAGACCACAUCAAGAACUUGUUGGAAUUGGACUUGAAGCCAAGAGACAUAAUGACCAAGAAAGCUUUUGAAAAUGCUAUUACUUACAUUAUUGCAACUGGUGGUUCCACUAACGCUGUUCUUCAUCUUAUUGCUAUUGCGCAAACUGUUGAUAUUGAAUUGACUGUUGAUGAUUUCCAAAGAAUCUCUGAUUCUACUCCACUUUUGGCAGAUUUCAGACCAUCUGGUAAGUAUGUUAUGGCCGAUUUGCAAAGAUACGGUGGUACUCCAGCUGUUAUGAAAUUAUUGUUGGCUGAAGGUAAGAUCGAUGGAUCUCAAAUGACCGUCACUGGAAAGACUAUUGCUGAGAACUUGGAGAACUUGCCAGGUUUGCCAGAAGUUCAAGAUAUUGUCCGUCCUCUCUCUAACCCAUUAAAGCCAUCCGGUCAUUUACAAAUCUUAAAGGGUACCUUAGCACCAGGAUCUGCUGUUGCCAAGAUUACCGGUAAGGAAGGUACCUACUUUGAAGGUAAGGCUAAGGUCUUCGACGAUGAAGAAGCUUUCAUUCACGCUUUAGAAAGAGGUGAAAUCAAGAAGGGUGAAAAAACUGUUUGCGUUAUCAGAUAUGAAGGUCCAAAGGGUGGUCCAGGUAUGCCAGAAAUGCUUAAGCCAUCUUCAGCCGUCAUGGGUUAUGGUUUAGGUAAGGACGUUGCCUUAUUGACUGAUGGUAGAUUCUCAGGAGGAUCCCAUGGGUUCCUUAUUGGUCACAUUGUUCCAGAAGCUGCUGAAGGUGGACCAAUUGCUUUAGUAUAUGAUGGUGAUGUCAUUAUUAUUGAUGCUGAUAACAACAAAAUUGAUUUGUUAGUCAGUGAGGAAGAGCUUGCUGAAAGGAAGAAAUCAUGGGUUGCCCCAUCUCCAAGAUAUAAGAGAGGUACCUUAGCCAAGUAUGCUGCAUUAGUAAGUGAUGCAUCUACUGGUUGUGUUACUGACAACUUCUAG
Molecule: messenger RNA, 1797 nt
Organism: Dujonia railenensis
Lineage: Eukaryota; Fungi; Ascomycota; Pichiomycetes; Serinales; Debaryomycetaceae
Source: the annotation of a GenBank genome assembly